This is a messenger RNA of Octopus sinensis (East Asian common octopus), 3420 nucleotides long. Its product is annotated as zinc finger protein 271-like. Lineage: Eukaryota; Metazoa; Mollusca; Cephalopoda; Octopoda; Octopodidae. Gene Ontology annotation, biological process: regulation of transcription by RNA polymerase II. Bases 401 to 2761 code for a protein of 786 amino acids. Gene Ontology annotation, molecular function: RNA polymerase II cis-regulatory region sequence-specific DNA binding; DNA-binding transcription factor activity. The record is from RefSeq and is a predicted model, not a curated record. The transcript is spliced from 2 exons.
GGUUGUGUCAUUGUUGAAGAUGGCGACGGCGGCGGCGGUGUUGAUGGUGUUAUUGUCGAGGUUAGACGUUCCUUCCUGGCCACGUUCGUCGUGAUCCGGUUUCGAUCGACGCUCUUUCACUUCACCUUUUCUGCUCAAUGCCUGGAGAAAGGCUUGAAGGCCACAAAACCCCAUUGAACCAUCGUCCAUCUCUAGAAAUAUGGGAAUUACUUUUACUUAAACAAAACGGCGAACAGUGAGUGGUUGCCUAUAACUGAACCAAGUGAACCAACCGACCCCUCUACCCUUGUGGGGACGCAGCAAACACACAGACACAGAGAAGACUUGUUUACCGCUACCAGCCACCACCACCCCUAAUAGCCCUCUGUAACACCACUAUUCUCUGCUAGACAACGCCACCAUGGAAAGAGGCAGUGGAAUGUCGAUAUACGGGGACAUGUAUGGCAAGCAGUUUGCUCAGAGAAGCGGCAGUUCACAGGCACAAAGGAUCAGCCACAGCAGCAGCCUCCCAGGGGGCAAGCAGAUUUCAAUGGGCCACCACGCUUUGGAUGCCCAGAGAAUACAACACAUCAGCCAGAAUGUUUUCCCUACCGAUGUUUAUGGAAACCCCUUCACACAAAACUGCUACUUUCCUUUAACGCCCGAAAGGAUGCAGCUUAUGACGGCUCCUGGAAGUUGUUUCGGUGGGACCAGCGGCAGCGAGGGCUCGGGUAACUGCAACCAGGGCAGCAACCUCAGCGCCGAUAGUGGUUACCACCAGAAGGACACUGCACCGGUGUCCAUGGCAGUUGCACCAUUGCAAAAAAACACGAUGGUGUCCUCGAUGACACCGGGCAAUGACUGCAGUUGCAGCAACUGCAGUUGUUGCAGUAGCGACAAUGUUGUGAACAACAGCAACACCAACAACAGCAGUAUGGCCAACGACAGCAGUGGGGGAGACAAUGUGAAAAGCUCCUACUCUCAGGCCACUGUGUCGUCCACUUCCACUUCCAACAGCUGCGGAGAUUCUGGCCAGAAAAAAUUCAUCCAGGCAUCAAAGUCUCCCGCACCUGUCCAGCCCUCCUAUGCUGCGUCCAACCAGUCGUUUCAACGACAAGAGCGAACAAGGGAGAAGCAGUUAUUCUGUGAUUUUUGUGGGAAACAUUUCACGCAAGAAUAUCUGAUGCACAACCACCGACGCACCCAUACGGGGGAGCGUCCGUUCGGUUGUGACAUCUGCGGAAAACAGUUCGGACGUAGGGAUACACUUCAGAGGCACAAGCGCAACCAUGAGCGACCCCAGCAAAAUAACGUAGUGACCUCUCCUGACAUAAACGACGGUAGAGGCAACAUGGACGGAUGCAUGAGGGAAGAAUACCACCCGAAACCGACUCAACCCACCCCAAUGGUGACAAACGUUGCUAGGAGAACCAACAGCAUGAGCAAUGUCCCGUCUUACAACACCCAACAAAUGUCAGAGCCAGGCACAGUGGUCAUCAUGCCGUUUUCCCAUGAAAAUAGUGGCAGUGCUGAAGAUAAAAUGCGGUCCCGAAUCAAGGGCGAGGCAAUGCCAGCACAUUCCGGCAUGGUGCCACAUAUGCCCAACCCCCAUGGCGACAGAUCCUCAAAGAUGUAUCAGUGUGACAUCUGUUUCAAGCCGUUUGCUCAACGCCACUACUUGCGCAUCCACAAAAGGUCCCACACCGGGGAGAAGCCUUACCAGUGUGACUUCUGCAUUCAGAAGUUUGCCCGACGCGACACCCUCUUGAUUCACCGUCGCACCCAGCACACAGGGGAACGGCCGCACCACUGCGAGCUGUGCGGAGAAGCGUUUUAUCACCGUUCACAGCUGAAGAUGCAUCGCAGAGCAAAGCACGUCCUCAAGGCCAGCAACAGCAACAGCAGCAACAACAGCAGCAGCAACCAGAGCCACAACAACAGCAGCAACAACAACAGCAACAAUAUGGCUCAGUAUAACAUGAAUAAAGACCACAACAACAUGAACCUCAGCAAUGAGAACACCGGGAUGUUUGUGUACAAAAAACGUUACCAGUGCGACUACUGCUUCAAGCAGUUCGCUCAACGCUAUUACCUGCAGAUCCAUCGACGGAUCCACACCGGGGAGAAGCUGCUGCACUGCGAUGUUUGCUACAAGAAGUUCACCCAGAAACAUUAUCUCCAGAUCCACAAGAGGACCCACACGGGGGAGAAGCCCUUCCAGUGCGACUUCUGCAUCCAGAAAUUUGCCCGUAAAACCACUCUUCAGAUCCAUCGCAGAACCCAUACAGGGGAACGGCCCUACCAAUGUGACGUGUGUCUUAAACAGUUUGCACAACGCGAUAAGCUCACAGUUCACCGACGCACACACAACCCAAAGCGCCGCUAUCAGUGCGACAUCUGCUUCAAGCAGUUUGCACAACGCCAUUAUUUACAGUUGCACCAGCGAUCCCACACCGGAGAGAAACCGUUCCAGUGCGACAUCUGCUUCAAGCAAUUCUCUCGUAAGAAUUCCCUGCAGAUGCACACUCGGUCGCACACAGGCGAGAAACCAUUCCACUGCGACAUCUGCUUCAAACAGUUUGCCCAGCGUCAAUACCUUCAGCUGCACAAGCGCACACACACGGGCGAGAAGGCCUACCAGUGCGACAUCUGUGCCAAACACUUUGCUCGUCGCGACACGUUGCAGCGCCACAAGCGUAUCCACCUGAAGAAUUCCAUGAAUCCGUCCAAGACCAACAUGGAGGAACUAUCACCUAUGAACAACUAUCUUUGGUCGCUGUAGACCGAAGCGGCAAACGAGAGAGAGAUGGGAUAACGAGGAUGAGACCAUAGCUAUGGCCUUGGGCAUUCACCUGGGAAAACAAUCAUACGUGGCCUUUGUGGUUGUGUAGCAGUAUGAGAAAUUGUCUAUAUGUAGACAUUCACAUAUACACACAUAUUUAUAUACACCCAUGGACUUUUUGCAUAAACAUCUCAGAUAUUUUGUAUCUACAUCACACACACACAUACAUGAAUAUGUAUGUAAAGAUAUGUAUAUACAGAUAUCUGUGUAUGUGCCAUCCCUAUAUACACAUGUAUAUCCACAUGUACACUGCCACACACAAAGCCACCUGUUCACAUGUAUCCAUGUGGUUUUUGAAAUCUUCCCGCUGCAACUUUUAACACUAAAACAAACAACAAAAAAACACACAGCUGUAAGCUUUUUUUUUUUUUUUUUUAUUCCUUACCAACACUUUACAGCAUGGGUUGGCUGGGUCUAGAAAUUCUCACUGUUUACACGGAAAUCUCAGAACAGCUGUGUGUACCCUGGAUUCCCUGAUCCCUCUUAUAUCAUCUAUCAAUGAAACACUGGAAACUGCAAAAUUUCUUCUUUUCUUGGCUUAAAAAAAACGAAAAAAAAAUGACAAAACAAAAAAAAAAAACCAUUUCUUUUAUGGAAAC